Solanum verrucosum is the source of this 749-nucleotide messenger RNA. RefSeq names its product CASP-like protein 1F1. The record is from RefSeq and is a predicted model, not a curated record. The coding region runs from base 40 to 576 and encodes 178 amino acids. NCBI's taxonomy places the organism in Eukaryota, Viridiplantae, Streptophyta, Magnoliopsida, Solanales, Solanaceae. The transcript has 3 exons.
UUCUUGUUUUUCUUUUAUGUUUUCUUGAGAUCCCAAAAAAUGGAGCCCAAAAAUAUGCAAAGUUCACCACUGAAACCUUACAAAUAUUUGUUGGGAACACAGAUUUUGUUGAGAAUUUUGGCUACAAUAUUCACGUUGGCGUCUACUUGGAUUAUUUUAACCAGCAAACAGACUGUUACUAUAUUUGGCUUUGAGAUGGAUGCACGCUAUAGUUAUUCUUCAGCUUUCAAGUUUUUUGCUUUUGCAAAUAUGAUUGGAUGUGCCUUCUCUGUUUUGUCUCUGUUUCUUGCCUCUGUUUUAGGACAUAAAGGUCUUGCUCCAAAGAAUUCCUUUUACAUGUUCCUUCAUGAUUUGAUUGUGAUGGCAGUGCUGCUAGCUGGAUGUGCAGCUGCAACAGCAGUUGGAUAUGUGGGGAAAUAUGGAGAGAUGCAUUCAGGAUGGAUGCCCAUUUGUGAACAUGUUGACAAAUUCUGUCACAAAGUAACAAAUAGUGUCAUGCUUUCCUACUUUGCUGUGUUUUUCUACCUUUGCCUCACCAUUAUCUCAGCAAAUCAAUCCAGACAGAUCCAAGUUUAACGUUUCAGAAAUAUCAUUUUCUUAACGAUACAUAUCAGAAGUUGAAACAAAAGAACAAUGAUGCAAGGGUAUUCACUAAGGGCUUCCUCAGGCCAAAUGCGCGUGUGUUGUAUGUUAGUUUUUGGCUCUACUGUGUACAACAUGUUUACUGAUAUAUCAAUCUUUUAGUUUGU